CAGAGCCUGCUCGAAGAAACACUGGAUACUCUAGUUCUUCUGUUUCCAUACGAAGACACUGGAACCAUGAAACUACUUAAGAGAGAGAAGAAGAAUUUCUGGAGACUGGGGCGCUGUGGCCGGACAAGGAAGGUUGAGCUCGACGACUUUUCAUACUGGAAGCCAGGCAUUCAGAGGUUACUGGAGGAGUACAAUAAGCCACCUCGAGGGACCCAGCAAAUUCGUCUCGACAAGGAGGGGCGAAAUUUCCUAGAGUUUUCCACGUUCUGGACGGCACUCCUCGUUGCUAUCUUGACUAUACUGGGCAUUGCCUUUGGGACGAUCGGAACUGCAUACGCCAUCAAGGCCUACAAUUUGUCCUACAAACAAUAACGUGCUAUCACAAAAGCAGUACGCGCUUGACUUGGUUCAAGCUUGCGCAGAUUCGGAAGCGCCCCAGAAAUGGCCAGAAUUUUGCAGGAGCUAGGCAGGACUGUUGUAUUGUAUCGGCGAGGUGGCAGAGGUCAACAAAGCACAAACGCGA
This is a messenger RNA of Colletotrichum phormii, 523 nucleotides long. RefSeq lists its product as uncharacterized. Bases 67 to 372 code for a protein of 101 amino acids. The transcript has a single exon. NCBI's taxonomy places the organism in Eukaryota, Fungi, Ascomycota, Sordariomycetes, Glomerellales, Glomerellaceae. The record is from RefSeq and is a predicted model, not a curated record.